Bathycoccus prasinos is the source of this 315-nucleotide messenger RNA. RefSeq lists its product with no specific name. The transcript has a single exon. Lineage: Eukaryota; Viridiplantae; Chlorophyta; Mamiellophyceae; Mamiellales; Bathycoccaceae. The record is from RefSeq and is a predicted model, not a curated record. The coding region runs from base 1 to 315 and encodes 104 amino acids.
AUGACGAGAAUAAAACCAUCAUCAUCAUCCACCGUUUCGGCGUUCUUUUUCUUCUUCGUCUUCUUCGUUCUCUCCUCGUGCUUCUCUUUCUCGCUCGCCGAUGAUGUUUUGGAAGAAAAAACCGUCCUCUCCGUCGCGCUCAACGCGCAGUCUCCGGAGUGGUUGACCGCCGUGGAGGCAUUUUUACACGACGCAAAGGACGAGGAGGAAAAGGAGGUUUCAAAGAUACACACGAAACCGUACGGGAACCCGAGCACGGGUUCGUGCUUGCCGAACGAGAUGAAGGUGCAAAUACAAGGAAUCGCGGGCAGGUGA